UUCAGGUAGAUGCUCAACAGCUAAAUCCUGCUAGAGAGGGGCUGUUGUGGUAGGAACAAAGUUUGGAGGUCAGAGGGUUAUCACUGUUUCCUGCCUUCACCAACUCCCCCACUGCCACCACACAUUUGCACAAACAGAAGAGAGGCCUGGCUAGCUGCUGAAGCUGCAGGAUUCUUAUGGCUGCCUGUAAGAAAGAGGAAGAAGAAACAACCUUACGUAACUGAGAUGCAUCUGCAAUCAAGGACCAAAAGCCUGCCUGCUUCAGUUUUCUUGGUUGUUUUCUGUCUGGAAGGCCAGCAGGCUCUGCCAUAGAAGAUGUGUGAGGAAGAGGACAGCACUGCCCUUGUUUGUGACAAUGGGUCGGGGCUCUGUAAAGCCGGCUUCGCCGGGGACGACGCUCCAAGAGCCGUUUUCCCGUCCAUUGUGGGUCGUCCCAGGCAUCAGGGUGUGAUGGUUGGUAUGGGUCAGAAAGACAGCUAUGUGGGUGAUGAGGCUCAAAGCAAGAGAGGAAUCCUGACCCUGAAAUACCCCAUAGAGCACGGCAUCAUUACAAACUGGGACGACAUGGAGAAGAUCUGGCAUCAUUCUUUCUACAACGAGCUGCGGGUUGCACCUGAGGAGCACCCAACUCUGCUGACUGAAGCACCCCUGAAUCCCAAAGCCAACCGUGAGAAAAUGACACAGAUUAUGUUUGAGACGUUCAAUGUGCCAGCCAUGUAUGUAGCUAUUCAGGCCGUUCUGUCCCUCUAUGCCUCUGGACGUACCACAGGGAUCGUGCUUGACUCUGGGGAUGGCGUCACCCACAACGUGCCGAUCUACGAGGGCUACGCCCUGCCACACGCCAUCAUGCGCCUGGACCUGGCUGGCCGGGACCUGACAGACUACCUCAUGAAGAUCCUGACGGAGCGGGGAUACUCCUUCGUCACCACUGCGGAGCGUGAAAUUGUCCGUGACAUCAAGGAAAAGCUCUGCUACGUGGCCCUGGACUUUGAAAAUGAGAUGGCCACUGCUGCAUCUUCCUCCUCUCUGGAAAAAAGCUAUGAGCUUCCUGAUGGUCAGGUGAUCACCAUUGGAAAUGAACGCUUUCGGUGCCCAGAGACCCUCUUCCAGCCAUCUUUCAUUGGCAUGGAGUCUGCUGGCAUUCAUGAAACCACUUACAACAGCAUCAUGAAAUGUGACAUAGACAUCAGAAAGGAUCUUUAUGCCAACAAUGUGCUGUCUGGAGGCACCACAAUGUACCCGGGUAUUGCAGACAGGAUGCAGAAGGAAAUAACUGCUCUGGCUCCUAGCACCAUGAAGAUCAAGAUCAUUGCUCCUCCUGAACGCAAGUACUCGGUCUGGAUUGGAGGCUCCAUUCUUGCUUCCCUCUCUACUUUCCAGCAGAUGUGGAUCAGCAAACAGGAAUAUGACGAAGCUGGCCCAUCCAUUGUUCACCGCAAAUGCUUUUAAAUUGCUUUUUCUUUAUAUGUCUCCUUAGCGUGAAUGUAUUCAGGGAAGUACAUUCUUAUAAUUCCAUUCCAUAAAACCUACAUCAUAAUUAAUCUAAUUAAUUGGAUACUGUGUAUUUCUUAAAAUAAAUUUUAAAUAUGCUAUGAAA
Molecule: messenger RNA, 1597 nt
Organism: Passer domesticus (house sparrow)
Lineage: Eukaryota; Metazoa; Chordata; Aves; Passeriformes; Passeridae
Gene: ACTA2
Product: actin alpha 2, smooth muscle
Exons: 10
Coding region: 316-1449 (377 amino acids)
Source: RefSeq, a predicted model, not a curated record